This is a messenger RNA of Aplysia californica (California sea hare), 5717 nucleotides long. RefSeq names its product unconventional myosin-Ie. Gene Ontology annotation, molecular function: ATP binding; actin filament binding; microfilament motor activity. NCBI's taxonomy places the organism in Eukaryota, Metazoa, Mollusca, Gastropoda, Aplysiida, Aplysiidae. The record is from RefSeq and is a predicted model, not a curated record. Gene Ontology annotation, biological process: vesicle transport along actin filament; actin filament organization. Gene Ontology annotation, cellular component: plasma membrane; microvillus; vesicle.
ACCACAGUUAUUCUCUACGAACAAUGUAUUACAAAACUACUGGUGUGGAAAAGAAACAAUAAAUGACCACUUGUUCGGCUUCUUAAUUGGCAAUAAUAUAAAACCAUGGGCCGCGUAUCUGGUAUACCUCUUAACUACACAAUAAUACUUCCGCUUUGAACGAUGAGCAAUGGAAAGCAAACCCGGAAAAGAACCAUGAUAUCAACAGAAAGGAACAUAUUCUUUUAAUAAUCAACUGUUUUAAAGUUUUAUUUUUUUAAAAACAGGGACAUCUCAACCCAAUAUUUAAAAAUGCCUUAUCACUGGCAAAGUCAUAAUGUCAAGACAAGUGGUGUGGAUGACAUGGUCCUGCUACAGAAAAUUUCUGAAUCAGAAAUUAUGGAAAAUCUUAAGAAAAGAUUUAUGGAUGAUGUUAUUUAUACAUACAUUGGACCUGUGUUGGUGUCUGUGAACCCAUUCAAAAUGUUGAGCAUCUAUGGGGAAAAAGAAGUUGAACUGUACCAAGGGGCUGCACAGUAUGAAAAUCCUCCCCAUGUGUAUGCCUUGACAGACAACAUGUACAGAAACAUGUUGAUUGAGAUGGAGAAUCAGUGUGUCAUCAUCAGUGGGGAAAGUGGUGCAGGAAAAACUGUUGCAGCAAAGUACAUCAUGGGCUACAUUUCCAAAGUGUCUGGUGGUGGGCCACUUGUACAGCGUGUGAAAGACAUCAUUUUGGAAUCGAAUCCUUUGCUCGAAGCCUUUGGGAAUGCAAAAACUGUUCGCAAUAACAAUUCUAGUCGUUUUGGGAAGUAUGUUGAGAUUCAAUUCAGUCGUGGUGGGGAACCAGAUGGCGGAAAAAUCUCAAACUUUCUCCUGGAAAAGUCUCGAGUUGUCAGUCAGAAUGUUGAUGAGCGAAGCUUUCACAUAUUCUACCAGCUGUGCGCGGGGUCAACAGAGGAGACACAAAGAAACUUGGGAGUGACCAGUCCAGACUAUUAUUAUUACCUGAAACAGAGUGGCACCUACAAAGUGGAUGGAAUUGACGAUAGAAAAGAAUUUCAAGACACUUUACAAGCCAUGCAAGUUAUCGGCAUCACAACAGAUGAGCAAAAUGACAUCUUGAGUAUUGUUGCUGGCAUUCUCCAUCUGGGCAAUAUUUCUUUUGUGGAGUCUGGCAACUACGCUGUGAUAGCUAAUGAUGAGUUCCUUCAGUUCCCAGCCUUUUUAUUUGGCAUUGAUCAAGAGUUGCUACGAGACAAGCUGACAGGCCGUGUCAUGGACAGCAAAUGGGGUGGGAAAACGGAGAGCAUCGAGAUGAAACUCAAUGUGGAGCAGGCAGAAUUUACCAGAGAUGCCCUCGCCAAAGCUCUAUACUCCAGGCUGUUUGACUUUUUAGUUGAGGUAAAUUGUUUUGCUUAAAGAGAAUGAAGCUUUGAUAUUCAAGAUCUCAAGUUCAGAGUGUUUAGUCUAAAAAAUUUGUAUUUAUAUUUCCUCUUCUCUUGUAACACCUCUAAUCUUCGGCACUUCAUUGAACUAACUCUUAAGGCUGAACAGGAGGAGUAUGUACAAGAGGGCAUAAAAUGGACACCCAUUGAUUUCUUCAACAACAAAAUUGUGUGUGAUCUCAUCGAGUCCAAGAGCCCGCCUGGUGUUAUGUGCAUCCUGGAUGAUGUGUGUGCCACAAUGCAUGCAGUCGGAGAAGGGGCAGAUGAAAAAUUGUUAGGGAAACUUGCUGGUGCUGUGUCAACAAACAAACACUACCAAGCCUGUGCUGCUGGAUUUAUCAUUCAUCACUAUGCAGGGCAGGUGGAAUACCAAGCAGAUGGUUUUUGUGAGAGGAACAGGGAUGUACUCUUUACAGACCUUAUACUCCUCAUGCAGUCCAGCACAAACCCAUUCAUCUCAGGAUUGUUCUCAGAGAGUGUUGAUACCACAAAAAGAGGGAGACCAACCACUGCUAGCAGCAAGAUCAAGAGUCAGGCGAACACACUGGUGAACACCUUAAUGAAAUGCACUCCGCAUUACAUUCGGUGCAUCAAACCAAAUGAAACAAAGAAAGCCAAAGAUUGGGAGUCUGUGAGAGUGAAACACCAGGUAGAGUACCUUGGCUUGAAGGAAAACAUUAGAGUGCGCAGAGCAGGUUUCGCCUUCAGGAGAGAAUUUGCCAAGUUUAUCAAGAGGUAUGCUAUUCUGACUGAAGAGACCUAUCCAGCUUGGCGUGGUGACCCUCGCAGCGGGGUCUUACAUUUGCUGAAGACGGUGAACAUGGACACAGACCAGUACCAACUUGGCAAGACCAAAGUUUUCGUCAAGAAUCCAGAGUCUCUGUUUUUGUUAGAAGAAAUGAGAGAGAGAAAGUUUGAUGGCUAUGCAAGAGUCAUCCAAAAAGUCUGGAGAAAGCAUCAUGCACAGAAGCUUUAUUUCAAGCUCAGGGAAGAAGCCACAGACAUUCUCUUCAACAAGAAGGAGAGACGGCGUCACAGUCUCAAUCGGAACUUUGUGGGAGAUUAUCUUGGCUUAGAUGACAACCCUGAAUUGCGGGCCUUGGCUGGAAAGAGGGAGAGAAUUGAGUUUGCUGCCCAGGUCACCAAGUUUGACAGAAGGUUCAAGAGUGUGAAAAGGGACAUGCUGUUGACAGGAAAGAGUUUACUGCUAGUUGGUCUAGAAAUGAUAAAGAAAGGUCCCCAAAAAGGAACACGUCAACUUGUUGUGAAACGUGACAUUCCCUUGGAUCAAGUCUCCAGCAUCUAUAUGAGCACCAUGCAAGAUGACUAUUUUGUCUUGAAUGUGAACAAUGAGUAUGGCAGUUUUCUAGAGAAUGUUUUCAAGACAGAAUUCCUCACAGUUCUUUCUAAGAAGUACAAGGAAAGGACCAGACAGGAACUGUGUGUGCAGUUUUCAGACACGCUGGAGUUUCAAGUAAAGAAGGAAGGCUGGGGUGGAGGGGGAAAGAGACAGGUGCGAUUUGUGCGUGGUUCUGGCGACCAGUCACAGCUGAAACCAUCAUCCAAGGUGCUGACUGUCAGUAUUGGGCCAGGACUUCCAAAGGAUUCUAUAAAACGUCAGUCCAGUAAAGACAUUCAGGAUUCACUGAAUCAUCACCAGUCAUCUCGGCACCCCUCUGACCGGACACCGUCGCUGCCGAGAGAAUCGGAGAGCCCGGCACAUAAAAUUGCCGCGGCCUUGAAAAGGAACAACAACAACAACAACAACUUCAUGAAAACUCCGGACGCUGGCGUCGCUGGGGCCCAGCGACAGAGCCUGGCCCGCCCACUGCCUGGUGGCGGUCGACCACGGCCAGCUGCCAAGCCCAAGCCCACUCCGCGUCCCCAGCUGCCACAGUGCCGCUGUCUGUACGCCUACGAUGCUCAGGAUACUGACGAACUCAGCUUCAAUGAAGGGGACAUCAUUGACAUUAUCAAAGAAGAUGGUUCGGGCUGGUGGAAGGGACGGCUGAGGAACCGCGAGGGUCUGUUCCCCGAGAACUAUGUGGAGAAGAUUUGAGAGUACUGGGAGCUUUGUCAUCGCUUGAUUGCCAUAAUUAUUCCACAGCAUUUAUGACAAUUUUAAAAUCAGGCGCAGGCCCAGCCUGAGAUGACGAUACCUUUAUUUUUUUAUCUUUUACUUAUAAAAUCUUUGGUCUCUCACUUAUUCAUGGUAUUAUUUUGAUAAAAGGUGGUGAAUUUUCUGUUACUCUAUGAUCUGACCUGAUUAAAUUUUGUACUGGACUGGUUCUGUUUCUCUUGUGUGUUAUAAUAUUUGUGUCUUCUAAAUUCUAAAUAUUUCAAGUAAUUCCAUAUGGCAGUAGCUAUAACAAUGUUCUCUAAUUGUCAUAGGGCUGUCUUAACAACUUUUCUCUUGUUGAAAAGGGAAGUAGAGAAUUCUUUAGAAAUGAGCAUAGCUGCCUUACAUUUGUUAUCUGAGACACAUAACACCUGUUUUCUCAGAUAUUGUUGUCGGUUGCCAGUAAUAUUCUCUUUCCUUUCACGUGAUUGAUAAUUUGUGCAUCUUGAAGGGUGGCAAUAAGUUCAAGAUGACCAAGCCCUUUAAUUUGAGGACAGUAUUAUGUCCCUUAGUCUUACAAGCUCAAAGCAUGUGCAUUAUUGUUGUUGUUGUUGCUGCCUUCUGAUUAUUUCUGUAGUUCUACUCAGCUAUACAAAGGGAAUGUUGGGUGCACUAGUAGUCUUCACUUCAGUAAAGAAAUAUUUUGUCGUAUAGGGAGUCCAUGUGAUGUGAAAUUGUAUGUUGUAAUGUUGUCUUCAGUUAAAAAUUUACAACACAGCUAUAUUAUAUUGAAGUGUUGAAUUCAUAUGUUAAUCUUGAUGUGAGAAUUUAUUGUCAUGGUCAUCAUCAUCAUAUUAUUAUUAUUAUCAUUAUUAUUACAUUUUUAUCUCAUUGACAAGAGGUUUUGCUUGUACUUUGAUUCAUAUUUGAUUUGCUGUUGCACAUGAUUUCGCCUGUAUGCAAAAAGACUGCUGUCUACUUUUUGUGAUUCUGUAAUUGCCAGGGAGAGACUAGACUUGUUCGUCUUUAUCCAAAGAGCAGGUAUUUGAAACCUGUCAGGUGUAUGUCAAAUACCCAAAUAACGUGGAGUAUCAAAGACGGGCAGGAGUUCUUGAUUUCUAUGCUCAGUUCUCUACUGUGACCACUGCCUUAAAUAUGUGCACAUGGUGCUUUCUGUUCUAUGUCUCUGUUGUAGCAAAUCCAAAUUGGCUUUGCAUAUCCUGGCCUGUGGUGCCAUUCAUUAGAAGAAGGAGGUCGUGCUGGGGUUUUUAGAUCCUGUUAGUCACAGGAAGUUAUAGCAGCAUGACCACGAAAGUCUUACACUUUGUGAUGUGUGUGUGUGCCAAUUUUAGUUUGCAGUUUGGAGCAAUGUGCUUUCAGUAAUGCCUCAUAUUACUCACCGAUACAUCAUUAGGGAGUUCUUAUAAUUUGUCGUAGGGCACAAUAUUGUUAGCUCUUUUGGUAAGACUGAUGGCAGAGAUACUGGCAGCCCAUUAACUGCCUUGAGAGUGUUUAUGAAUCUAGGUUGCUUUGAGAGUCUGUUUUGUACCCACUGCUUCUUAUUGAAGAGCCACCUAAAAUUGUGUUUCAAGGGCAGGGAAAUUCAAGUCCAAUUUGUUCAGUUUAAACAGAAAAAUGGAACAAAAAGAGGAUUCCAAGUCCAAACCACUGUGAUUCUUAUUGAUCUCUGGUCAUAGAAGUUAUAGACAUAUAAUCUAUGCAGCUUGAAACACUGACGCUGAAAAGGGAUAAUUCCUCAUAUUAGUAUAUGUGAACAGAAAAGUACUUGACCUGUAGUUGUUAAUUGUCUUCCCUAAGUCUACUGUACUACAAUUCUGUAACUUUACAGACAUUUAAUAAUGAUCAUUGCAAAGGCCUUUGAGGCAAAUGAGCUUUUGGCACAGAUACAGAUAGCUGCUGAUGUACUUUCAUUAAGUUAGAAGUGAAUUGUUGUAAACACUUCCAUCUGGUUUGGAUUCCAUUAUACAUGUGUCAUUUUUCUGAACCAUUCUCCAAGGUACAGCCACAAUGUUAGUAAUGUUUUGUUGUUAUUCAAUGGUUGCCUUGUUAGUACUCUGUGAUGUUCACCUGCAGCAGAUGAGUCAGUGUCUUUCCAAUGAAACUUGACAUGACAAUUGUUUUGUGAUUACUGCAUCUUGUUACUGGUAUUUUACAAAUAUCUUCUCAUAUAAAAAUUUACAUUAAAUUAUGUAUAUUAUUUAUGUUGAAACAUA